CCUAUUAAAGUAAACAAAGCGGAAGGUUGAGCUUCACAGUGAGGUUUUGAGGCUGUCCCCUCUUCGGUCUGGAAACUGGAAAGUUUUAGUUUUACUGUUGAUUGUGUAAAUUGCAAUGCGAUGUCAUCCAUUCUCCCGUUCACCAGCAGCUUACUGGGAGCAUCCAGGCGGCUCAUGUGGAGAAGUGCUCCCGGUCUCCCUCCGCUGCUCAGACUGACCCCGCCUGCACCCUCAUGGGUUGUGGCUUUUGGUAAGAAGGACCUGCCUGAUCUCCCAGUCCUGUUGGAGGAAGAGCUGGAAGAGCAGUUCGUGAGGGGAUCCGGGCCAGGAGGACAAGCUACUAACAAAACCAGCAACUGUGUAGUGCUCAAACACAUCCCCACCGGGAUUGUAGUAAAGUGUCAUCAGACCAGAUCUGUGGAUAUAAACCGAAUGCGUGCCCGGGAUAUAAUGAGGGAGAAACUUGAUGUGGCGUAUAAGGGUGAACUCAGUGAGUUGGUGGUGAAGAAGAAAGAAUCUGUGUUGAGGAAACAAGAAAAACGGAAGAGAGUGAAUGAGAAUUUGGAGAAGAAAAAACUGUUUAAAGAAUCCUUGGCCGUAGACAAUAAACCUGGAGAUGACACCGCUUAAAAUGUUUGUGUGGAUAAUCCAUUGUAGGGGUGCACCGAUUUAUUGGCCAGCUGAUUUAUUGACCCCGAGCUUCUUAAUUUUAGGAAAUCUGUGAUCGGCUGAUACUUGUAUUUGAAGUCUGUCUUAUCCACUGAUCUUAUUUGCCUCAGCAAAUGUCUAAAAAUCAACUACUGUCGUCUGUUGCUCUCUAAUAUAAGAGAGGGUUGACUGAUAGAUUAGCCCACCAGGUCAUGUCUGCAUGUUUGCAGUUAACAAUAGUCACCCCACUGUUGCCACCUGAGCUACUUUUUUGCUAUAUUUAGCGACAUCAGCCAGAUGAAGCAUUUUAAAGAUCAGUAAUCUGCGAUCAGCCAGAAAACUCCAAUCGGUGGACCCCUAGUCCAUUGUAAUCUUGAAAUAAACAGUUUAUUCCUUCUGAAAAUUGUA
Molecule: messenger RNA, 1056 nt
Organism: Poecilia reticulata (guppy)
Lineage: Eukaryota; Metazoa; Chordata; Actinopteri; Cyprinodontiformes; Poeciliidae
Gene: mtrfr
Product: mitochondrial translation release factor in rescue
Biological process (GO): translational termination
Cellular component (GO): mitochondrion
Molecular function (GO): translation release factor activity
Source: RefSeq, a predicted model, not a curated record